CUACUUCAUAAAGGCAAACACGAUCCAAUCCCUUCUUUGGGCGCGCCUUAUUCCUUUGAGUGCGCCUUCUGUAACCGCUUCACUGCGUGUCCUUUGCUCGUUUGUAAUACCUACCAUCUACCUACCUACCUAGUGCCUCAUCUACUUCGUACGUUGGUACCCCUUCGUGCUUAGUACCUACACGCCCUGUACAUCACUUCUUCCUACGCCCUAUACCCGUCGUCUUCUGUGACAUCUUCGCAUUCGACCAUCUUCCACUGCCAUCCGAUCCGCUACCAAGCUUCUCUCUCGUAUCUGUCCACUGCAGCAGUCGCAUACCUAUAUAAGCCAUCAUGGAUGUCAUCAUUGAUCACAAGUCCCUUGCAUCCGCCGCUUCCAAGCGCCGCCAUGUCCAGUCCAAGCGCGGCGUCCUCCGACGCCGUGGCACCAAUUAUCUGAUCAGGUCUACGGCGAAGCGCUUGAUGGAGUCCAAGAACCAUGCCAUCUAUCAUCAGUUCUCCUACCAGGAAACCCCCACCUUUCCAUGCCUCUCCGGUGUGUGGGCGGCCCGACGAAAGGAUGGAGGCUCCUUCGAGGCUCCUCGUCCUCUUCGAUCGCAUGUCGAGAGGGACAUUCGCGCCGUCAUAGCCACUGCUCGUGAACAGCAGCCCAAGCGUGAGACCCGCGCUCCCACCGUAUCACCUCGGAACGACGAGGAGGAGGGCCGGGAUCUCGCUCGCAGCGAGUUGCCGCUCCCAGGCGACGCUUCUCGACUUGUUAGACGGCCCAGCCUGGAGCGCGAGGAGGCUUUCCGUGUUGCCAGCACCGCCAAGGGCAAAGUCCACAUUCGCACUUCCCCCGACAGUGAAGAUGCGCAGAUCGCUGAGCUUUACCACCAGGGCCUGCUCUACGACGGUGAUGAGCAGCGCCCUGAGGAAAUCUUCAACCUCAACAGUAUCCAGCACGAGGACCCAGUGUACACCAUUCGUCCUGCGAAGCGGGGCCGCAAGUCAAAGAAGGCCAAGCCUGCCGCCCUCGUCCUCUCCUAUACCGACAUUGGCGAGUGUAGCGCCAAGUCAAAUGCUUCAACAGCUCGGCGUUCAGCUGCUGACGACUCAGAGACAAAUGAGGCCUUCCCUUCGCUAAGAGUCGUCUACGGCCAGGACGCGUCAAAUCCAACAUUUGAUGUCGAGACAUCUCAACCCCCAGAGUUGAUGGUUGACCUCUCUGAUUACGAUUGCUUUACCGAUAGUGAGCUUGAUGAUGAUGUGCCGUCCCAGACGGAGAUUGUGGAGAACGCAAACAACCCAUCCGGAGAGACUUGGAUCAUGCUGGGUUGAUCGACUCGCAGCAGGUCUGCUUAGGAUCCCCCCGUGCUCCGCCGGGAUUUGGAAACUGGAUAGGUGGGAGAGCCUCACCUCAGACUGGUCCAUCACAUAAACCUGGCAUGAUUCCUUUUCUCUCGGCGUUUUUUUCUUUUCGUUUCGGGUGGGAUUGGGUUUUCGAGGAUCGGGAUAGAUAUUGUAUACUACAGCCUGCAUAGCGAGUGGUGUACCAGCAGAUCCACGACGGCGGUUUGCGUCCCUGCAAUGGGAUGUGCGACGGUGCAUUUUCCUUUCUUUUAUUCUUCUCGCUUAGAUGAUAAUGAACUUGUUCAAGUAGUUGUUUAGUCAAUUAUGUGGCGUCGCCGUAACGCGUACGUUAAUUCAUUAUUAUACCAUUCUC
Trichoderma virens Gv29-8 is the source of this 1704-nucleotide messenger RNA. RefSeq lists its product as uncharacterized. The transcript has 2 exons. Bases 333 to 1319 code for a protein of 328 amino acids. NCBI's taxonomy places the organism in Eukaryota, Fungi, Ascomycota, Sordariomycetes, Hypocreales, Hypocreaceae. The record is from RefSeq and is a predicted model, not a curated record.